This is a messenger RNA of Pneumocystis carinii B80, 558 nucleotides long. RefSeq lists its product as hypothetical. The coding region runs from base 44 to 535 and encodes 163 amino acids. Gene Ontology annotation, biological process: ribosomal large subunit assembly; translation. Gene Ontology annotation, cellular component: ribosome; cytosolic large ribosomal subunit. NCBI's taxonomy places the organism in Eukaryota, Fungi, Ascomycota, Pneumocystomycetes, Pneumocystales, Pneumocystaceae. Gene Ontology annotation, molecular function: rRNA binding; structural constituent of ribosome. The transcript is spliced from 4 exons. The record is from RefSeq and is a predicted model, not a curated record.
CAAUCAUAUUCGAAGAAAAAAGUAAAUUUUUGAAAAAUAAAAUAUGGUAAAAAAAGGGAAAAUAUCAAAGAUAAAUGAUACAUCUUCGAAAGAAGCUAUAAAAAGUUCUAACACAACAUUAAAGGCAGAAAAAGCAGCAAAAGCAGUAGCUUUAGGGAAUUAUUCUAAGCUAAAGAGGCGGGUCCGUACAAGUGUAACAUUUCGUCGACCAAAAACCUUAUGUUUACCACGUAAACCACUAUAUCUUCGAAAAAGUAUUCCUCAUACCCCUCGUUUGGAUGAAUACAAAAUCCUCGUAUGUCCUAUGAAUACAGAGAGUUCAAUGAAAAAAAUUGAAGAGAAUAAUACAUUGGUUUUCCGUGUAAAUAUUAAAGCUAAUAAACAUCAAAUAAAACAAGCUUUUAAAAAACUUUAUGAUGUUGAUAUUCUUAAAGUUAAUACAUUAAUUUCUCCUAAGGGUAUUAAGAAGGCUUAUGUUAAGCUGGCUGCCGAUAUGGAUGCUUUAGAUGUAGCAAACAAAAUAGGAUUUGUCUAAAAUCUUAUUUUCUUUAAAGAGCC